Fibroporia radiculosa is the source of this 1815-nucleotide messenger RNA. RefSeq lists its product as uncharacterized. Gene Ontology annotation, molecular function: A2-type glycerophospholipase activity. Lineage: Eukaryota; Fungi; Basidiomycota; Agaricomycetes; Polyporales; Fibroporiaceae. The record is from RefSeq and is a predicted model, not a curated record. The transcript has 6 exons. Gene Ontology annotation, cellular component: cytosol. Gene Ontology annotation, biological process: glycerophospholipid catabolic process. Bases 1 to 1815 code for a protein of 604 amino acids.
AUGCUCGCACCUCUGUUGAUUCUCUCGAGUCUUCUUCUGGUUGCUGGUCAAGAAGAAGCUGCGACAGCGUAUGCGCCAAACAUAACGACAUGUCCUGAAGGAUUGUCGCUCAUUCGAAGCGCCGGAACUGGAAGCCAGCAGAAUCUUACUCACAAGGAGUACGCCUAUACAGCUGCUAGGCAAGAGAAUAUAAUCCCCGACGCAUGGCGGUCCUACCUCACCACGGUGAAAGAGAGUGGGAAAAAUGGGUCGGUUGACCUUCCUGCAUACGUUUCCGAGAUUCUAGGUGGCUCGUACAAUACCUCCGGCUAUCCGAAGCUCGGAAUCGCGACGAGCGGAGGUGGAUACAGAGAUGCGAUCGUCGGAGCAGGAGUCCUGAAUGCUCUCGAUGGUCGCAAUGCAAGUUCUGUUCAAGCGGGAACGGGUGGACUAUUGCAAGCCGCUACUUACCUGACUGGGUUGUCCGGUGGAGCCUGGCUUGUGACAUCUCUCGCACAGGCAAACUUCCCGACCCUCCUCGACCUCGUCUUUGGGUUCUCGGAUGCGAGACCCCAGAAUUGGAGUGGGUGGUUGUCGGAGUUUGAUUUUAUAGAGCCCAGUACGAACUUGACAAUUGACGAGGACUAUCUUGUCCAGUUAGUUGACGAACUCGUGGACAAACAUAAGAUGGGUUUCCCGGUAACCGUCGUCGAUGUUUGGAGCCGGAUGCUCUCAAGACAUUUUGUGAAUGGCACCAAUGCCGAGGACUUCUUCAAUCCAAAUAUCACUCACGGUGCGGGUGUCACAUUCUCGUCAAUUUCCACUGUUGACUCAUUCGCGCAUUACAUGCAACCAUUCCCAAUCGUGGUCAUUGAUUCGUUAUCCCCUAAUGGAAAUAUGUCUGCCGUUCUGAAUGAGACUGGACUAGAUGUGCCUCUGACGAAUCCCAUUUAUGAAGUCAAUGUCUAUGAGAUGGGGUCGUUUGACCCUAUGUUGUCCGCAUUCACACCGACCAAAUAUCUUGGGUCUCCAGGAGACGGCGAAUGCGCCACUGGCUUUGAUCAGCUGUCGUUCAUCCAAGGAAUGUCAUCCAACGAAUUAAAUCUGUACAACACCUCGGCUUCCGCUGUUCAAUCCUCACCUGCUGGUUCUGCGCUUGAGAUGCUUGAGAAAAUCAUACCAGAGUCCGGGAUUGACCUCACAGUUGGACUCGUGCCUAAUCCAUUCUAUGGCAUGUCGCCAGAGACGUACAUUGAUAGCAAUGAAACCCUGUUGCAGCUGGUCGACGGCGGUCAAGAUGGUGAAGUCAUACCAUUCAUGCCACUAUUGGUGAAGGCCCGGGAGGUGGACGUCAUCUUUGCCAUGGAUGCAAACGCAGAUACCAAGGAAAAUUGGACAGCUGGCAGCUCCAUCAUUGCAACACAAGAUCGUGUCGCAUUCUUUCCUAAAGCAUAUUCUUUCCCUCCGGUGCCUCCCCUUGAAGCUACGUUCCUUGAGGAAGGCCUCAGCACGCGGCCGACGUUUUUUGGAUGUAACAGCAGUGUCGAAUCUGGCGACCCGCUUGUGAUAUAUGUUGCAAAUGGUGGACCACCCCUUGGUCAAGCGCCACUCACGAACACGUCUACGUUCCAAUAUUCCUACUCUGCAGACGACGUCGAUGGGAUGUUAUCUCAAGCGUUCGAUCUCGCUACACAGGGCAUUGCGGACGGUGCGGAGAAGGAUCCACUGUGGCCAGCGUGUUUGGCGUGUGCUGUUGUCGACCGAGCCAGGCGGCGCGAAGGGAUAGAGCGGAGCGGUGUUUGUGAGAGCUGUUUAGACAGGUACUGUUGGAGUUAG